This is a messenger RNA of Colletotrichum godetiae, 2778 nucleotides long. RefSeq names its product secretory pathway protein Sec39. Gene Ontology annotation, biological process: retrograde vesicle-mediated transport, Golgi to endoplasmic reticulum. NCBI's taxonomy places the organism in Eukaryota, Fungi, Ascomycota, Sordariomycetes, Glomerellales, Glomerellaceae. Bases 1 to 2778 code for a protein of 925 amino acids. The transcript has 3 exons. The record is from RefSeq and is a predicted model, not a curated record.
AUGAGCCUCGUUCUAUCCCCGCCGAAGCUGGUGCUUUUGGCUGUCCACUUGGCCAUCCAUGCCGAUAUUGAAAGCCUGGCCUUUCUCGCCUCCCGACAUGCCACCGUCCUACGCAAGGAUCUCGUUCUACGCGUCCUCUUGACCUAUCUCCCCGAGACAGUCAGGUCUGGCGAUUACCUUGCCUUUUUGGAGGAACUUUCGACUGGCGAACCCAUCGACCGCGAAGCUGAGAACAUCGACUACUCCAUCGUCGAGAACCUGUCGGACGAGGAUGCUGCGAAAAAGGUUCGCAAACUCCACCUGCUGCCUCUAGCUAGGAAGGAUAUUACCGUCGAAACCGACGACGAUCCAUUGGCUUUAUUUCUUCUCCACCGAGCACACCGUGUCGACGAAGAAGCCGGACUGCUAAACCAACUUCCCGAAUUACUCGGCCCUUUUAUACAAUAUGCUCCAGGUAUCCGGGUCUGGAUGGUCUCAACUUUGUUACCGCUGCUAAGGAGGAAUUACGAAUACUACCCGACCGAAAGCGUGCCGUACACUUUGGCCGAGUUCCAGGGUCUCCCUGAUGGCGCUGCCAUUGAUGCUCUUUUGUCCCAGACGGGCGUGCAAUCGGAGGAUUAUAGUUUGAUCGGGAGAGAUCUCAGAGGCAUGCUUGUGCCUUGGCUGCAUGACGACGCCCGAUGGAAACGUGUAGAGGAGUCUGAAUCAACAGAUGAGGGCGUUUACAGUGCGGGAUGGGAGCGUUUCCUCGAAUGGCUUCUUUCCAAGAGCUCGAGCUCCUGGAGAGUGGCUGUUGCUGCCGUUGAGCAAUGGGGAGGUGCUGUAGACGUGGAUCUGGGAGAGUAUGAUGUUGUAUGGCUCAGCGAGCAGCAGCAGCAGCAUCUCGAUCGCCGCUAUGCACGAGCAAUCAUGGCGUGCGCUUACCUGGUACCGGAGGCCAGUAUAGAAGCUCUCGAAGGAGCUCACCAAAUGUUGAGGAAGGUCAUGGACCUGCUGGGCCAGGAUGACAUGAUGUCACUGCGCGAGGGCGCAGACACAUUAUCUGCCGUUGCUCAUUUGGAACGCGAUGGGAUCUUGAAUCACAAGAACACUGCCUUCAUGCGGGACGAUCUGCUCAAGGACUCGAACCCUCUCACCAAGCCCUCGAGAAAGUCAACACACCUUCUUCACGCCCUGAUUCUCAGCGCUUUCAUUCUGACGCAUUCCGGACUACCCUGCACUAUCAAGAGGGCCGGAGACCUGGCGUUCAUUCAAGAUGAACGAGACCAGAAGGCCGAGGUGGUCCAGCUGAUACACACACUAGCCGAUAAAGCUCCCAAUAACGACGAAACGUACUGGGUAAAGGCACGAAAUGAAGUCCUUUGGCUUCGGAACUGGGGCAUUGCUCCCACGCCAGAGGGCAAGGUGAUGGGAAUAUUUGCUAAAGUCAAGCCGGAAGUCAUCGAGACCGAGAUCUUGAGGGCACUCCUGUCUAGUGGACGAUAUUCGCUGGCAAGGUCUCUGUACGAGGACGCCGCCGACAAGCCGCUGUCACCGCAAAUAGUGCAGGAAACCAUCGUAGCUGUUGCGCUCAACGCGUACGACAAUGCGUCGAACCCGAGCCGCGCGAGGGGUGGCUUAAAAAAAUGCGACGAGAUUAUCAAUGCCUUCCCUCAAACGAUUCAGAGUUCCCUCCCUGAGCGGCGCCGCAUCGACUCCCUGCUGAAAGCAACGCAUGCCCUCAGCGAAUACCGACUGGUCCUGAGACAAGGCGAGCCAUUCAGCCCCAUCGUGUUGCGUGUCCACUCAGAUCCGAUCUCGAUUAUUGGCAGGGUUCUGGAGCAGAAUCCAAAGAGCUACACUCGUAUCCAGGACCUCUUGGACGUGGGGACCAACAUGGUUCGCGCCGGGCUCGUGGACCGCAACAACAAGAAGGCUGCCGCAGCCCAACCCGUAGAAGAUGGGCAGCAAGUCGAUGCUGCGCGGCAACGCAUCACAGCCAUGUGCAUCGAAGCAGCCUUGAAAGAGGACGACUUCGAGACGGCGUAUUCGUACAUCGUCAACCGGCUCGGCGGCGGGGCGGACGCAUCGACGAGCUCCACGGUAAAGGUCGACGACGACUGGUCCUGGAGGGCUGCCCUGCAGGCGGGACAGUACAUCAGGAGUGCCCGAACAGUACGCCCGACACACCUGGGCAACGCCAGUGGGAACCCCGACAUCCGGCACCUAGAACAGCGCAUCGACUGCCUCGCGACGGCCUUGCGGAUCGCUCCUCCCUCGCAGCUACAGGAGAUCCUCAAAACGUUCCGUCGCUGCGAGGAGCAACUCGACUCGGCUCUUAAAGAGGACGCCGCGCGUGAAGAGGACAUUGACGUGCACUCUGGUAUGCCCGGCGGCUUCGACGCAGCCCCUGCGACGGCAAGAUCGCACCGGUCAUCAGGCGAACGGCAGGCCCGCCCAUCUGCCACGGCUGCGAGCAAGGUAGGGGACGACGCGCCCAUGUCGCUGUUCGACCUCUCGCGGGCAACGGCUCGGGCGGCGACUCGCAACUUUACGGCUCUCUCGACGCUACAGCAGUCUGCCGGCGGUGGCGGUGCGGCUGCAACAGCCCCAGCUCAGCCGGCUGCGUCAGGGUCGGCGCCUGACAGCGAAUGGGACGGGCAUGAUGACCACCCUAGGGCGAGGAAACGCGAUCAGCUCCGCGAGGCGGCAAUGGGCACAUUGACGUCGGGCGUCGGCUGGCUUAUUGGUGCGCCUGCGCCUGCGCCGAACCAGUCACAGGCACAAAGAGACGACUGA